Pelmatolapia mariae (spotted tilapia) is the source of this 1235-nucleotide messenger RNA. It is a transcript of the gene chodl, whose product is annotated as chondrolectin. The transcript has 7 exons. The coding region runs from base 15 to 779 and encodes 254 amino acids. Gene Ontology annotation, cellular component: cytoplasm. The record is from RefSeq and is a predicted model, not a curated record. NCBI's taxonomy places the organism in Eukaryota, Metazoa, Chordata, Actinopteri, Cichliformes, Cichlidae. Gene Ontology annotation, biological process: positive regulation of axonogenesis.
GUCCCUGCUAUAAGAUGGCGUACUUCCAUGACGUGUCGAGCCGCGUCGCCUUCAGCGAGGCGCGUCAGGCCUGCGAGAUGGACGGAGGAGCGCUUCUCAGCAUCGAGAGCUCGACGGAGCAGCGAGACAUCGAGCGCCUGCUGCAGGUGAGACCCACACCUGGGGGCGGGGGCAUAGCUGAUGGGGACUUCUGGAUCGGCCUGACUCGGGUGGAGGGAGUGGAUCAGACUCACUCGGAGCUCAGCAAUGCCUUCACUUCCUGUCCGCAGCUCUACCAGUGGACCGACGGCAGCGUGGCCUCCUUCAGGAACUGGUACUUCGAUGAACCGUCCUGUGGAGGUGAGGCCUGCGUUGUCAUGUACCAUCAGCCAACUGCGCCUUCUGGUCUGGGCGGGGCUUAUCUCUACCAAUGGAACGACGACCGCUGCAACAUGAAACACAACUUCAUCUGCAAAUACGACCCAGAGAGCCAUCUGGUGAACGAACAUGGUGACACACCUGGUGGGCAGGAUACAGCAGUGACUGCAGGUGGAGGCGUGGCCACACAGCCUGCAAACAACGAAGACGUUCCACCUCAGGUCACCAUGGCCGGAGCUUCAGGUAUGCUGCUGCUGUACGUCGUCAUCCCCACCAUCCCCCUGCUGCUGCUCAUCCUGGUGGCUUCUGCCACCUGCUGUUUUCAGAUGCUCAGCAGAAGUGAUUCCCGAACCAAGACGCCCGGCGACCAAUCAAAUCUGUGGAUUUCCGGGUCACCCAAAGCUGACAGCAUGGAGGUCUGACAUCACAGGACAGUGUCAGCAGGGCAGAGGGAGGACAUCACUCUACGGUCAAACCAAUCAAUCAUCUUCAUCGCAGGGUGUUUACGGACAGGCGGCGAUGUCAUCACAGAGACUUCUUCUUCUGUACUUCUUAUUCCAGUUUCCUUUCUCUCGUUUUAUCAACCGUCCCUUUGCUCUUCUUCAAUCCUCCACCACUUCCUCCUCGUUUCUUUUUUGCUCCCCUUUUCUUUGUCCUCCUUGAUUUCUCCUUUUCUUCCCUCCCUGCUCCUCCUCUUGUUACUGUCAGCCAGACGCUCCAUGUUUAAUUAAACGAGUAAAUUGGGUGAAGUUAAUGAAGGAGGGGAGCUCUGAGCAGCUGAGAGUAAAUCAAGCGUCCCUCGGGGGGUGGAGUCACAGCAGGGGUGCGUUUGAUUUCACAGAGAGCUGAUGAAGCAGCUGCUCCACGGAGACGGGGGG